UUCAAUUGAUAUCCUGAGCCAGGACUUUGUACCCGAAAUCCUGACCUUUAAACCCAGGUUUAUUGUCUUUAAUUAAUUUCCAAGACUGAGCUCAAGAGUUCCUUUACGGUCAUGCGGACCACGGAGAAACUAUCAGGAAAUGCUCCCUGUGGAAACCCUCACCUCCCACUCUGCAGCCUGUGAUUUAACCUGCUAUUUUUUAGAAGGACUUUAAUCACUUUAGCCUACCUUCAUGCAUCAUGCGAGACUGCAGCAGCACAUGACGUAGAAGUUUGUUCACGAGUUGGUGAAUCUGCUGGGGAAAAACUGCUCAGCCAGCUCCUCUGUCGGGGUCUCCUCACCUGAUCCGCACGCCACUCCCAGCCGCCGGUGCGCAGCUCUUUCCGGGGGGCCCGAGGCGGCCAGGAUGGGGACACCGGGGGAUCUGCCUGCUUGGAAAGUGACGAUGUUCCUCUUUAAUUUAAUCUCAGCUGUUGUGGCCAAGAGACACAUCGUUUAUUGGAAUUCAACAAACACAAGGUUAACAGCAGGAGAUAUGUCCAUCCAGGUGAAUCUGAAUGACUACCUGGACAUCUACUGCCCUCACUACCCCAACAAGAGGCCCCAGGGCUCCGGGCAGCCCGAGGAGCUGGCCCUCUACCUGGUGGGGGAGGCCUCUUUCCAGGGCUGUGUGGAGACCAGAGGGGCCAUCAAGAGGUGGGAGUGUAACACCCCCUACGCCCCCUUUGGACCGGUGCGCUUCUCUGAGAAGAUCCAAAGGUUCACCCCCUUCUCGCUGGGGUUUGAGUUUCUGCCAGGGCGCCACUACUACUACAGCUCUCUACCGACAGAUGAAGGCCCUCCUCUGCCAUGUAUGAAGUUGCGCGUCACCGUGUGCUGUGAGCCCAUAACAACAUCAGAGGGUUCAAAACAAAUACAAGAAACUGAGGCUGUAAUUAGUGCCUGCUACCUGAGGACAGCUUCCCCUCCCCUCCUGCUCACCCUCGUCCUCCUCCUGCUGACUACCUGACUUCCUCGUCCGUCCGCACCGCUGACCUCGCACCCGUUCCCCCCCCCCGGCCCGAGAGAUGGAGACGGUCAAUUUACACAACGCAUUCUCCGUUCGGACAGUGAAUGACGCAAUGUGUUCUGUGCCAAGUUGCUGCAGAUGACACGUCCCAUUGUGGCUGGUUUACCUGUGAAAAUCCAGAAGAAAACAAUGGUGUCUUUUUCUAGAACGGGGCCACAGUGACUCAGGGACCGAAACGCUGGAUCACAGUGAUUAAUUUCUUUCACCCUAUGUGUAUAGUAACACAGAAUAUCACACAUGGAGCUAUAAGACUCAUAACGAACUCUGAUGCCAGAUAGCAUUGAGUCUGUCAGGACACGUUCCAAACAAGUUUUUCCUCUACCUUUUUGGUUCAGUUCCUCAUGUUCCACUUUUUGUGUUGUAUUCUCUUAUUUUUUGAGUACCUGCCUCAUGGUAAAAAGUGACCAAAUUAAAACACUACUGUACUGAAUGGCUCAGGUUGAGUUUAAAUCAGUUAGCUGGGGACUUUCAUUAUUUUCUUCAUAUUGUUAGACAUGCAUAACUGACACAUUUUUGAAGUUUAAGAAAAAGAUGAUUAAGAUCAAUUCAUCAACAAAUGUAUAGAUUUUGGAAAUAAAGGUAUUUAGGAGGAAAUUAGGAAUGAUUAGUCAACUGGGGCUGCUGCGCCCCCUACUGGGAUCAAACUGGUUUAACUGGAGUUGGACUGGGUUGGCCUUAAACUUAAACGUGAACCCUAUAUUGCGGUCCUGUGAGGUAACAACGGGACCUGGGACAGAGUUAGUCCUCUUUGAUUGGACCCCAUGUUGUUCUGCUUCUCUACUCCUCUCUGCUUCAGAAUAUAGCACAGAACAGAGGGGUUUAUGGGUAAAGAGGGAGCAUCAGCGCGCCUUGCUCCACUGAACACGCUGCGGAGGCUGAUUUGUCGAUGCCCCCUGGUUUUUACACAUCCUUGAUUUUAGGUUUAACUGUAUAGUUAAUAUAUUCUGCAAAAUUAAGAUGUAUUAACCGCAUAAAAAUAAGAGCGGAUCUCUGAUAUUCAAGUGCAGAAAUUGGACAAAAUGUAUAUUCUGGUAAAGGAUGUGUUGCGUUUGUUUUUUGCAUAUGCUCUGCUACAAUGUAGUUUCACAGGUAAAUUGAUAUCAUGUUAUUUUUGCCAAAUAUUUUUGUUUAAAUAAAUUGAUUGUCCAGGAUUAAGAAAAAGAUAUCAGAAAAAAACAUGACUUUAAAAAUGUAAAUGAACAGCAUAGUUGUUUAUUUUUCAUUGAAAUUAAAUGAAUUUCAUAUAUUUAUAAAUUUACAUAAUUAUUCCCCCACAAUAUUUGAGUGACUUGAGCUCAGAAAAUGUAUAGGUAAUUGUUUUUAAAUGUUUUAUUCUAUCUUUAAACUACAUUGUUAGCACUUAAUAUAUGCUCCUCCAUGCUGUAAAUCACACCAGUCAUGCUAUUGUUUUUUUACAAAUGUUAAUUUCCUAAAUGGGUGAUACAAGUUAUGUUUGAAGAUGUGUUAAAUAACUUCAGUGUAGGAUUUUACAAUCAUGUACAACUAAUGUGUUUUUGAUAUCUUAAGUGUUUGUUUAACGUGUUCUUCUUUCACAUUUUAGUGAAGAAUGUAGCUUCUUCUGUGAAGAGCCAAUUGCAAUCUGAGCCUUUUUUUUACGUGGCAAGACAACACAAAUAAAUAUGGUUCCAUUUAAA
This is a messenger RNA of Trematomus bernacchii (emerald rockcod), 2724 nucleotides long. Its product is annotated as ephrin-A4. The record is from RefSeq and is a predicted model, not a curated record. The transcript is spliced from 5 exons. Lineage: Eukaryota; Metazoa; Chordata; Actinopteri; Perciformes; Nototheniidae. Gene Ontology annotation, biological process: axon guidance; ephrin receptor signaling pathway. Gene Ontology annotation, molecular function: ephrin receptor binding. Gene Ontology annotation, cellular component: plasma membrane. The coding region runs from base 407 to 1009 and encodes 200 amino acids.